This is a messenger RNA of Cyanidioschyzon merolae strain 10D, 2532 nucleotides long. RefSeq names its product probable mitochondrial ATP-dependent RNA helicase Suv3. Bases 1 to 2532 code for a protein of 843 amino acids. Gene Ontology annotation, molecular function: hydrolase activity, acting on acid anhydrides; RNA helicase activity. NCBI's taxonomy places the organism in Eukaryota, Rhodophyta, Bangiophyceae, Cyanidiales, Cyanidiaceae. The transcript has a single exon. The record is from RefSeq and is a predicted model, not a curated record. Gene Ontology annotation, biological process: RNA catabolic process; mitochondrial RNA 3'-end processing. Gene Ontology annotation, cellular component: mitochondrial degradosome.
AUGUCCGUGAUCACGAGGCGCCCUUGCUUCAUGCCUGCGGCUGCGUUGCGCAGUCAGCAACAGACGUUCGCGCUCGUCCAGAGUGGCUUCACCUGCCGACUUCAACUCCGGUACAGCUCGCAGGGGGCGUUUUUGCCGAGUGAGCGACCUUGGCGUCGAAGGCAGGUUCUAGAACUUAUUCGUCAAGUGCAGCAGGGCGAGCGCUACCGGGAGCGCCUUCGUCGAGAGUGCCAACUGCCGCUCGGACUCUGGGACCUGGUGGCACAGCGCAUCAGCGGCUGGAAGCUCAAACGCUUGCGUCGUUGGCUUCGUGGCGCCGAAAACCUUCUUUUGACGCACAAGCAGCUGCCUCUAAAGGGACAGGAAACUCUCUCCGAAGGUGCCGAGCUCAGCUGUGCUGCCCAUGCACCCCAAGAGCUAGUAUUUCGUGCAAUGCUAGCCUAUUGUCGGCAGCGCUAUGGUGAAGAACUGGGUUCGCUCGCUCGGCUUGCAGUGUGUGCAGACUUAAGCUUGCCAGCGACUUGGUUUCCCCUCGCCCGCGCCCGCAAGAGAAAGGUGAUUUAUCAUGCAGGGAAAACCAACAGCGGGAAGACUCAUCAGGCAUUGCAGCGCUUUCUGAACGCCGAGUCGGGUGUGUACUGCGGACCUCUUCGGCUGCUCGCCUGGGAAGUCUACGAUCGACUGAACAAGCAGGGCAUUGCCUGCAUCCUGCGAACUGGUCAGGAGUUCGCCAUGCCGCCAGGCUCGCCUUCAACAGCAAAUGUGAAAGAUGCAGCGAUGAUGCCUGGGUCAGUGUCGGGCGCCCUGAAUCAUGCCUUGAGCCCGAAAACCGAUGAUCACGAAGAGGAAGACGAGGAUGAAGACGAAGAGGAAUCGAACGCGUCUGCCGCUUUCGAUGAUGAGCGCAUUCAUCUAGGACGCCAUGCGCACAGCGGCCUAGCCAGAGGCGUUGCGCUCGAUCAGUCAGUGACUGAUCCACUUGACUUUCCAAAACAGGUACGUUUCGUGUCCUGUACUGUAGAGAUGGCUGAUCUCUAUCGUCCCGUGCAAGUCGCCAUAGUUGAUGAAGUGCAGAUGAUUGCUGAGCGGGAGCGUGGUGGUGCAUGGACGCGAGCGAUCCUCGGUUUGCCGGCGGAUGAGCUCCACCUCUGCGGAUGUCCCAGUGCAGUUGACGUCGUACGCGCUAUGAUCGAGGAAGACUGCCACGAGCAACUAGAGGUGCGCACCUACGAGCGUCUAGGUCCGUUACGUGUCUCAGAGAAGGCACUGGGCGAGACCCAGCGCCAGUGGAGCCGUGGCGUGCGUGCCGGGGACUGUUUCGUUACGUUUUCCAGACGCGAACUCUUCCGCAUCAAACACCAGUUGGAACGAAAUGCUAUCAAACCUCUACAGUGCGCUGUCAUCUACGGCUCACUGCCACCGGAAACACGUCGUGAACAGGCGCAGCUCUUUAAUGAGGCGGAUACCCACUCGAUUCUGGUGGCGACGGACGCAGUCGGCAUGGGCCUGAACCUCAAUAUUCGGCGCAUGAUCUUCUCCGCUUUGGACAAGUUCGACGGGACUCAGCGUCGACCGCUAACGACCGCAGAAAUUCUUCAAAUUGCGGGCCGAGCCGGCCGCUAUGCCGGGCCUGACCGGCGGCCCCAGUGCGGUGAGGUCACCGCGUUUCGCCAGGACGACCUCAGACGUCUUCGAAGCAUUCUGCAUGGUGCCGGUAUCGAUACGCACGGCUGGCCUGCCUCGAUUGUACCGGAAAAAGUCACAAAAGCGGGCCUCAGUCCGACUCGAGAGAUGAUGGAGGCGUUUGCCGCUCGCUGUACUGCAGAGCUUGCUUCGCGCUCGGCGUCUGGCGAUGACCUGAUGCGGCGAGCUGCCACGAAGCGACCGCCACUCAGUGAGCUCUACGAAAAAUUUGAAAACCUGGCCCAAGUGGACGCUUCCGGGCGAUACUUCGUGUGCGACCUCACCGACGUCAAGCGAAUCUGCCGUCUCCUGGAGCGUGCCCGGGUUGACGAAUGGAUGACCUUUGAUCUACUGUACAGUGCGUCUAUGGCUCCGCUCAAGCUCGACGAUGCUGCGGCCUGCGAGGCCAUGGUCCAGUUUAUGCGAGCAUUCACCACAAGCGGCGUGGUGCGUCUCACUCUCCAGCAGUGCGGCUCCAGGAUGGCGUUGCGUUGGUUGAGUGGGGCGCCCCAGUGGAGCUCCGGGCCUCGCACGGUUUCUGAACUCAGGGAGCUCGAGUCGCUCUACCACGUCCUCGAUCUAUAUAAUUGGUUUGCGAAUCGAUACACUGACGCAUUCGUGGACCGAGAUCGUGCCUCUGAAUUGCGCCAGCGAUGUGCAGAGGCAGUUGCUCGUGGUCUCGCGAACCUCUCCCAAAGUGCCAUCGAAGACGAGCAUGACGACAUGCAGGCCGACACCCUCUCACAGAGACGUCCGCGGCGAACUCGCUACCGUCUUCGUCUGGAUGAAAAUGAACGUCUGCAGUAUGUAUCCUAUCUGCGGAAGCACCAACCGCUAUAUCUGCGAUGA